Molecule: messenger RNA, 2063 nt
Organism: Fusarium odoratissimum NRRL 54006
Lineage: Eukaryota; Fungi; Ascomycota; Sordariomycetes; Hypocreales; Nectriaceae
Exons: 2
Coding region: 378-1601 (407 amino acids)
Source: RefSeq, a predicted model, not a curated record
AUCAAUUUCUCCUCCUAAAUCCUCACAAUGUCGCCCUCUGCAAACACCACAACAAACCACAACCAACGCCCCCCUCACCACCCGCUUCCCGAAGAAGAAGCCCGUACAUCGCUGCUGCACCGUUAUAAAAUUCCGACUUAUACCCACCGAACGAGCGCGAGCGCCUCCUUCCGUGGAAUAACCGGGGUGCAGAAGGGACACGCGCUCCGACUCGCAGUCUAUCUGGAGUCUGGGCAUGACCUCGCAGUUUAUCUGGAGGUCACGGGUCGCCUGUCAGCGAAACUGGUUUUUCUUCUAGGGUUGCUGUGGGAAAGGGUUUGGGAUUAUAGGUCAGGUACGUGUACGUGUCUUGGUAUACUAAAUUAAUUGGUAGCGCGAUGGCGUCGAUUCAGUUAGAUGCGGUAAAGGCGGUGCUUGCGUGGCAGCAUAAUGGUACGCCACGAUAUCUCGCUGAGCCUGAUCCUAAGAGUUCUUCGAUUCGAUUUACGCUACACCUUAAUACGACCUCGGCGCUCUUCGAAAUUCAGAUUCCCAUUAGCUAUAAGCAACACACCAAGACUUCAGCCAUCUACAUUCACGUCAACCCUCGGUCUAUCAUCUCCCUCACACCUUCCGUCGAACAAGACGUCCCCGAUCCCGUCAAGCCUGUCCUUAGGUCUACGAUAUGUCUUAACUUCGAGCUCAACGACGCGAUCACUAUCCUCAUCCCAAGCUUUAUAAGCGAGCCAGUUACGGCUGCCCGAUUGCGUUCCGGAGUCAUACUUGACUCGCUCUAUGAGUUGGUAGAGACAACCUCUUUACGCGUCUACAUCCCCGACGAUGCAUUGUCUCAGGAUCAGUUAGAGUCUCUCAGCUCCGCAACCAUACAGCAGCUGAAUCCAUUCUCUGGUCCUGAUUAUGACAUAUCUCGUUGGUUCUCGGGUCGUGGUGCAAAGGUCACAACACUUGCGAAGCCUCCACCACCUUCUUACAAUAAAGCCACGGUCGGCCAAACGAAUGCACCCCUGUACAACGAAACAUCAACCUUCGAUCCACCUACCCCUUCCCACAAGCGCAAACGAAGCCAAGACUCAACUGGCAAACGAAGCCGGGAGGUAGUCCCUAAUAACGCCACAAUAUGGGACAAGCUGCUAGAACUCGAGGCUGUAGUCCAUAAUCGUACACGACCCAAUACCCCCGAGGACCAGUCACGGCAUGUCCAGGAACUACAAGCCGAGGUCGCCAAGCUACAGACGCAACUCAUCCAAUGCGAGAAGACAGCUUUGGACCGAGAAACUGAGAUUACCAAGCUACAAACACAACUCACUCAAUGCGAAAAGAAAGUCGUGGACGGAGAAGCCGAGGUGGUGAAGCUGCAAACACAGCUAACACAAUGCGAGAAGAAAGUCGUCGAUCUGGACACCGAACUCGCAGGAUUACGAUAUACCCAAGAUAAUGCCGACAACGAAGCGAGCGUGAUAAUAAGCGAGAUAGAAGAUACCCUCCGAGAGCACGAAGAAAAGAUAGACUUUGUUACAAGAGGGAAGGACGAUGAUGAGUUUAUGGAUAUCCUUAAGGAGGAGAUACUCAGUGAACUCAUUACGCGGAUAUCGCGUGGCUGAAGGUGCUAUCAUGAUUCCAAGUACAUAAUAACCUUACAACGACGCAUGUAAUACGACUGCACGAUUGAUUUCGCAUGAAGGAUCUCAAUCGUCCAACGAAUUUCCGAUCAACACUCACGACCUAUAACAGAGCUGCCAGCUUAGCGCACGCAACCAUCAAGUGACCAUAAUGGCCUACUCAACAAGUCUGCCACUGUAUGUCGUUUGUUCCACAUAACUGCUAUAUCUAUAUUGACUGUUCCUGCCAGUACGGAGCAAGACCUUGUAUCUGGAUAAUCUACAAGAGCGGCAGAGGACUUCAAAUCUGACCCAUAUCAAUAUCUGUGAUACAUAAUAUAAUAUAUCUGCAUGAAUAUUAUUAUUUGCCAAUUACCCUUGCCGUUUACCUGUAUUACUAUGACUCUUCCCGUCUUGUGUAUGAUCGUUGGAUAAGAAGUAACUCGGAAUGUAUUGACUGUUGUU